AUGUCACGGCCAACGAACAGAAGACAAGAUAAUCACAAAAUAGACUGGCAUUUACCAAGCAUCUCAUCCUCUGCAUCAGCACAUCACAUGAGCAGAGAACUCUUUGUGCUCACCUAUGGGGCUUUGGUAGCCCAGCUGUGUAAGGACUACGAAAAGGAUGAAGAUGUGAACAAGUAUCUAGACAGAAUGGGGUAUGACAUUGGUAUAAGGCUGGUUGAAGACUUUUUGGCUCGCUCUGCUGUGAGGAAGUGCCGUAGCUAUUCUGAAACUGUAGACGUGAUUGCACAGGUUGCUUUCAAGAUGUACCUUGGGGUUACCCCUAGUGUGAGCUGCAGUAACACAACAGAAAAUGAAUUCUUCUUAAUGUUGGACAAGAACCCUUUAGUGGACUUUGUGGAGGAGCUCCCAGCAGGACGAUGUUCACUUUGCUACUGUAACCUCCUGUGUGGUGUUAUUAGAGGAGCCCUGGAAAUGGUUCACUUAGCAGCAGAAGUUACCUUCGUUCAAGACAGACUGAAGGGUGACGAUGUGACGGAAAUAGGAAUUACAUUUUUAAAGAAGCUCGAAGACAAAAAGCACAAAAGAAAGAAGUGA
Molecule: messenger RNA, 594 nt
Organism: Emys orbicularis (European pond turtle)
Lineage: Eukaryota; Metazoa; Chordata; Testudines; Emydidae
Gene: TRAPPC3L
Product: trafficking protein particle complex subunit 3L
Exons: 6
Coding region: 1-594 (197 amino acids)
Biological process (GO): intra-Golgi vesicle-mediated transport; endoplasmic reticulum to Golgi vesicle-mediated transport
Cellular component (GO): cis-Golgi network membrane; TRAPP complex; cytosol
Source: RefSeq, a predicted model, not a curated record